Molecule: messenger RNA, 9735 nt
Organism: Rhinolophus ferrumequinum (greater horseshoe bat)
Lineage: Eukaryota; Metazoa; Chordata; Mammalia; Chiroptera; Rhinolophidae
Gene: DSEL
Product: dermatan sulfate epimerase like
Exons: 2
Coding region: 1094-4732 (1212 amino acids)
Molecular function (GO): chondroitin-glucuronate 5-epimerase activity; sulfotransferase activity
Source: RefSeq, a predicted model, not a curated record
CGGGCGUGUCGGUGCUGCGCGGGGCGGGGGCCGAGCGCGGGGCCGCAGCCUGUUGGAGCUUGUGGGGCUCGGGGCUGGGGGCGCGGGUCACCGUGCGGGGGCCCGCCGGCCCGGCUUCCUGUGCAGAGCAGUUUUGUCGAACUCUCCACCUCUGCAUCAUUGGGGCCCAACGCUGCCAGGAGACCCUGUCCGGAUCUGUCGAAGAAAGGAGUGUCAUGAGAAAGGAACAGAAAAGAGACGUCAUUCUUGGUGAAAGGGGAGUUUUCUCUCCCAGUUGGUGGUUACUUCAUGACCAGAAGAGAAGUACCUAGGUGGCUGAAGAGAUUAGAUUUUUCUAGCUGUGCAGAUGAAGCUGAUAAAAGAAGACAUGGACGUGGUUUCUCUGGGUCAUAAUAGGCUGAUGAGUAAGAAAGGCUGAAAAAGACAGAUUUGGAAUGCGGGCAGGAAUUUUGAGUUUUUUGAAACUAAAGAGGACGGUGAACACUGUUGAGGAUGUUUUUCUCCCAAAAUGGAACAAGAAAAAAUUCUGAAAGCAAGAAGUGUAAAAAGUUGAGAGGAAUAACAACCGAGCCCACUCCAAGAAUUUUAGUACUCAUCACCUUCUCUGGGCAAACACACACAAGGGCAUCAUACAUGUUUGGUGAUCACACUGCAGGUGAUGGUGUCCUAUGCGAGGAAUGACUUCUUCAUUUGGAUUUUGGAGCGCUUUUUCUUUUCUGUACAAUGUGUGUUUUGACUCUUCCUGUUAGAUAGAUUUAUGCAAAGGAAGUAAAUCCUGAAUUCAUAGUAUAUUUGACUCACUAGAGCAGUGUUCGCUGUGUGAUAUGGAAAAACUAGAGUCUUUAACAUUCCUUGAAGUUUUACUGGAAGCAAAACUGUGUCAGGGAAAUAGAUACAUAGUGUAAGUUUUCUCUUUUUGGCAACUGCACUUGCUUUGAAUGAGCCGAAUGUCAGCUGGAUUUCACAGCAUAAGCGAUUUAUAGUCUUUGUUUUAUCAAGGCCUUAAAUGUAUGUUUUAUACAAAGCAGCUGGGAAACGCAUUGAACACUCUGUUUGACAUGAAUGCAUAAGGAAAGGAAAUCCCCGAUGGAUCAUGGCGUUAAUGUUUACAGGACAUUUCUUAUUUUUAGCAUUAGUGAUGUUUGCUUUCUCUACUUUUGAGGAAUCUGUAAGCAAUUACUCUGACUGGGCAGUUUUCACAGAUGAUCUAGAUCAGUUUAAAACGCAGAAGGUGCAGGAUUUCAGAUCCAGCCAAAAGCUGAAGAAAAGUAUGCUUCAUCCAAGUUUAUAUUUUGAUGCCGGAGAAAUCCAUGCAAUGAGACAAAGGUCUCGCACAAGCCAUUUGCAUCUUUUUAGAGCGAUCAGAAGUGCAGUGACAGUGAUGCUGUCCAACCCGACAUACUACCUACCUCCACCCAAGCAUGCUGAUUUUGCUGCCAAGUGGAAUGAAAUUUACGGGAACAAUCUGCCUCCUUUAGCACUGUACUGUUUGUUAUGCCCAGAAGACAAAGUUGCCUUUGAAUUUGCCUUGGAAUAUAUGGACCGGAUGGUUGGCUACAAAGACUGGCUAGUUGACAAUGCCCCAGGGGAUGAGGUUCCAGUUGGCCAUUCCUUAACAGGUUUUGCCACUGCCUUUGACUUUUUGUAUAACUUAUUAGAUGAUGCUCGAAGACAAAAAUACCUGGAAAAAAUAUGGGUGAUUACUGAGGAAAUGUAUGAGUAUUCCAAGGUCCGCUCAUGGGGCAAACAGCUUCUCCAUAACCACCAAGCUACUAAUAUGAUAGCAUUACUCACUGGGGCCUUGGUGACGGGGGUGGAUAAAGGAUCUGAAGUAAAUUUAUGGAAACAGGUCGUGGUAGAUGUGAUGGAAAAGACGAUGUUUCUGUUGAAUCAUAUUGUCGAUGGCUCUUUGGAUGAAGGUGUGGCCUAUGGAAGCUACACAGCUAAAUCAGUCACACAGUAUGUGUUUCUGGCCCAGCGCCAUUUUAAUAUCAACAACUUGGAUAAUAACUGGUUAAAAAUGCACUUUUGGUUCUAUUACGCUACCCUUUUACCAGGCUUCCAAAGAACUGUGGGCAUAGCAGAUUCCAACUAUAAUUGGUUUUAUGGUCCAGAGAGCCAGUUGGUUUUUUUGGAUAAGUUCAUCUUAAAGAAUGGAGCGGGAAAUUGGUUAGCUCAGCAAAUUAGAAGGCACCGACCUAAAGAUGGCCCGAUGGUCCCCUCCACUGCCCAGAGGUGGAGUACUCUUCACACUGAAUUCAUCUGGUAUGAUCCCCAGCUCACCCCACAGCCUCCUUCUGAAUACGGUACUGCAAAAAUGCACAUGUUCCCUAACUGGGGUGUUGUCACUUACGGGGCUGGGUUACCAAAUACACAGACCAACACCUUUGUGUCCUUUAAAUCUGGGAAGCUAGGCGGUCGAGCUGUGUAUGACAUAGUUCACUUUCAGCCAUACUCCUGGAUCGAUGGGUGGAGAAGCUUUAACCCAGGACAUGAACAUCCAGACCAGAACUCAUUUACUUUUGCCCCCAAUGGGCAAGUAUUUGUGUCCGAAGCUCUCUAUGGACCCAAGCUGAGCCACCUGAACAACGUACUGGUGUUUGCCCCGUCGCCCACCAGCCAGUGUAAUAAGCCCUGGGAAGGUCAGCUGGGAGAAUGUGCACAGUGGCUCAAGUGGACCAGUGAGGAUGUCGGUGACGCAGCAGGGGAAAUCAUCACUGCCUCUCAGCAUGGGGAAAUGGUAUUUGUGAGUGGGGAGGCAGCCUCUGCUUACUCUUCAGCCAUGAAGCUGAAAAGCGUGUAUCGCGCGCUGCUUCUCUUAAACUCUCAGACUUUGUUAGUGGUUGAUCACAUUGAGAGGCAAGACGAUUCCCCAAUAAAAUCUGUCAGUGCCUUCUUUCACAACCUGGAUAUUGAUUUUAAGUACAUCCCAUACAGGUUUAUGAACAGGUAUAAUGGUGCCAUGAUGGACGUGUGGGAUGCACACUACAAAAUGUUUUGGUUUGAUCAUCGUGGCAGCAGCCCCGCUGCUAGUAUACAGGAAGCAGAGCAAGCCGCUGAAUUUAAGAAGCGGUGGACUCAAUUUGUGAAUGUUACAUUUCAGAUGGAGUCCACACUCACAAGAAUCGCAUAUGUCUUUUAUGGGCCAUAUGUCAAUGUUUCCAGCUGCAGAUUUACUGAUGAUUCCAACUCUGGACUUCAGAUUUCACUCAAUGUCAAUAAUACUGAACACGUUGUUUCCAUUGUCACUGACUAUCUUAACCUGAACACGAGAUUCAACUACCUGGGGUUUGGUGGCUUUGCCCAUGUGGCAGGUCAGGGCCAAAUCACCCGAUUUGGUUUGGGCACUCAAGCAAUAGCAAAGCCCGUAAGACAUGAUAGAGUUAUUUUUCCCUUUGGAUUUAAAUUUAAUAUAGCGAUUGGGUUGAUUUUGUGCGUUAGCUUGUUGAUUUUAACUUUUCAGUGGCGGUUUUACCUUUCCUUUAGAAAGCUGAUGCGAUGGAUCCUAAUACUUGUUAUUGCCUUGUGGUUUAUUGAGCUGCUGGAUGUAUGGAGCACUUGUACUCAGCCCAUCUGUGCAAAAUGGGCAAGGAUGGAGGCUGAGCCAAGUGCUGAGUCUUUGUCUCCCCAAGGGCACCGCGUCGAUCUUCCCGAUGUCGUCAUUACCUCACUUCCUGGUUCAGGAGCUGAAAUUCUCAAACAAAUUUUUUUCAACAGUAGUGAUUUUCUCUACAUCAGGGUUCCCACAGCCUACAUGGAUAUCCCUGACACUGAACUUGAAAUCGACUCAUUUGUAGACGCCUGUGAAUGGAAGGCAGCUGAUAUCCGUAGUGUGCAUUUCCGUUUGCUGCGAGGCUGGUUGCAGUCUUUGGUCCACGACACGAAGCUGCAUUUGCAAAACAUUCAUCUGCAUGAACCCAGUCGGGGCAGACUGGCCCAAUAUUUUACAGUGAAUAAGGACAAAAAAAGAAAAUUGAAAAGGAGAGAGUCUUUGCCAGAACAAAGAAGUAGAAUGAAAGGCGCCUUUGACAGAGAUGCUGAAUAUAUCCGGGCUCUGAGGAGACACCUGGUUUACUAUCCGAGUGCCCGGCCUGUACUCAGUUUAAGCAGUGGGAGUUGGACCUUAAAGCUUCAUUUUUUUCAGGAAGUCUUGGGAGCUUCGCUGAGGGCACUGUACGUAGUAAGGGACCCUCGGGCAUGGAUUUAUUCAUUGCUGUACAGUAGCAAACCAAGUCUGUACUCUCUGAAGAAUGUACCGGGGCACUUAGCCAAACUGUUUCAAGUAGAUGGAGGGAAAGGCAGAUGUAGCCUGAAUGAGGGUUACGCUCCUGAAUAUGAAUCGUUAAGGAAAGAAUUAUCAAAAUCCAAGUCAGAUGCGGUCUCCCUGUUGUCUCAUUUGUGGCUGGCAAACACAGAAGCAGCCCUGAGAGUAAACGCGGAUUUGCUGCCUACCAGCUACCAGCUGAUCAAGUUUGAAGACAUUGUGCAUUUUCCUCAGAAAACCACGGAGAGGAUUUUUGCCUUUCUCGGAAUUCCUUUGUCUCCUGCUAGUUUAAACCAAAUAUUGUUUGCCACCUCCACAAACCUUUUCUAUCUUCCCUACGAUGGGGAAAUAUCACCAAGUAACACUAAUGUUUGGAAACAAAACUUGCCUAGAGAUGAAAUUAGCCUGAUUGAAAACAUCUGUUGGACACUGAUGGACCGUCUAGGAUAUCCAAAGUUUAUGGACUAAAUGCUGCAGGUCAGCAGAGAUUUGCACUAAUACUCCCAGCCCAGUAUGUGGCCAUGAAUUAGAAGAGUGUGUUUAUUCUUGUACUCUGUGUGUGUGUGUGUGUGUGUGUGUGUGUGUGUGUGUAUGCGUGUGUGUGUGAGUUACUUGCACAGAGAUUAUUUUAAAAGUAGGCACCAUAUUUGGUCUAGCAGGAUUAAUCUUUAUGUCAACCCUUUUCCUUACCUUUGUUUCUGAAUUUUUUUCCUGCUAAAAUAUUUCCACUACAGAGGUGUAGAUGAAGUUAUAUUGUAGUCAGGGGAGGUAGGGAGGUUUUAAAGGUGUUUGUCUAACUCUCUCCUUCAUCUGCAACUCUGCUGAUCUGUCUUGGAACCUCAAACACUGCUAAAGGCCUUGCCAUUGUUGAUUUACCCAAGCAUCCCUUCCUUUCGAGAUGGACUACAAACAUUCUUCUAACACAUUUACCCUGCACAAAAAAAAAAAAAAAAAAAAAUCCUUUACCGUGUAUCAUGUUCAGCGAUAUCACCGGGGAAAUAGUGAAAACUCCUAUCAGAACUCAGAACUAUAGGAUUCCUUCUGGAAAAUACACAUGGGAAUCCAAAGGGAUUUUUCUUUUUUCCUUUUUUUUUGGCAGGAACAGUUACUUACGUGAAACCCCUCCUUCAAGUUUUCUACUUUGAAGUAAUAAGAAGUCAGUCUUUGAAUAAUCUGGAUGCCAAGGGCUGGUGGAGACAUUUUCGACCUGCUUGUCAGUUUAAAACUCUUUUUUGCCUCGAAGCUACAGCUGCUCACCUUCACACCACUCCUACUCUGUCCUUUCUGUCACUGCCGUGUGAAACAAUCCAUAGUUACUAAUUGCUAAACUCCCAAUAUUUAUGGGGAUUUUUAUCCUCUCCCCCACCCAUGAUUCAGUUUGCAUGAAAGCCUGACACAGACGUAGAAUCCAAUUUCUUUUUGUGGAACUAUCACUGUAUGACUCAAAGGAAGCACUGCCCCUUCUGCCAGUAUUUUUUUAGCCUAGAAUCAGAAUUGGAAAACUGCCUGACUUAUCUCGCCUCCCUUUGAAUGAGACUGCCACAGACUGCCAGUGUCUGCAAAAGUCGAACACAAAUGGGAGAUGAUGUCAGAGGCAUCUGUUUCCUUUACCAUCUGCAUCUUAUUAUAAAUGUAGUCGUCACAAAAUGUGGUUCAUUUUCUUUCGGUAGGCUCUGAAAUCAAAAUGCUACCCCAUUAAAAGCCAGUGGAGUAAUUACAGUGUAUUGGAUGAAAACCAUUAGGCAGUGUCGGGACUUGAUGAAAAUCUCUGUACAGAUUGCUGUCUUCCUGAUGUUUCAAACUGUCGUUCCCCCAAGCUCUCUAACACUUGGGAGUCUGUCAUUCUGACCUAGAUAAAAGUGGUUCUCUCUCAGUAGUUUGUUAUUGUGUCAAAAUGUGCCUCCAGAGUGAUAAAGCUAUGGAUAUGUUACAUUCCAGUUAAACCUAACUUGGCUGUCAUUAUUUUUGCCCCAUUCUGGUGUGAAUACAGAUUGCUCCUCCUCUCCCUAUAUUUACUUCUUCACAGAACUCUCACUGCUUUCUAACAGUGUCAAAAUGAAUGAAAAUCAUACUAAUAUAGGUUGAGAGGGCAACUGAACACCUGAAUCUACACUGUUAAUUUUCAAGGAAGAUCGUUCUUCCUAUCUCAGGGUUUUCAACAAGAAUGUACGAUUGCUUCGUGGGUGAUAACACUAUUUCCAUUAUUGGUCAGAGUUUCCGUGUUUGCUUUCAAUUCCCAGGAUGCGUGAUCUUGAAUGAGAUCCAAUUAGAAGGCUUUGGGGUGGCAGAAUGUUAGAGCUGAUAAGGUAAGAAUUAGAAAUGUGUGCAGCAAGUAACCAAGAAGAAAGCAGGAGUUUUACCACUGCCUCUCUUUUAAAAUUGUACAGAAACACGCCCACAGGCAGAAAAGAGCCGGACUGAGUAUGUGGAGGAAUUGGGGGAGAGGUAGGGAAUAUGAAAAUGUAGUAGUUCUGUGAAUGAAUAUGGGAACGUAUUAUUAUUGACAGCUAAAGAUAGGGACACGCUUAACAAAAUGAUCUUCACAGGGCAUCCUAACUUGUAGCCACACAUAGCAAAAUCAAGUUUCUGUCUCUGCUUCCCCACUGCCACCCCAAGGGAAAGUUUGCCGGAGGAGAAGACCUAUUUGCAGAACCCUCUGUGAGGAGUGUUCUCCGUGGGUGAGGGAAGGCACAGCCACCACACAUGCACGUGUUAUGUCACACUUGGGACCCCCUCCCGUCAUCUCAGUAUCUAAGGUGACUGAGUCUCCCCAAACAUCCAGUUCCUGUAUCUUAGGGUAUUAUCCUAGGAAAACAUCGAAUAGACUUCACUUACUUUUAUUCUUGAAAAUAAAACAAUUAUCAGGUAUGACACUUUCAAAGGAAACACUUAUAAAAUGUCUGUGAAAUCAAUCCCGUUCUUCAUUAACUUCCCCAAAUUUAGACCCAAUUGGGAUAAAAGCUUCUGUUAAAAUACGAGCAUUUAAAUCUUAAGACUUUCAAAGUACAUGGUAAUUUUGUGGAUGAAAUUAAUACAAGUAAAUAUAGUGGUAGUAAUCUGGUGAAAUAAUGCAGAUUACUCACGAUGAAAUAGGCCAUAUCCAGAGUUGAAUUUACUGUAAUGAAAAUUCCAGGAAGGAUAGGAAAUGGGAGAAUCUGUUCAGGAUGAGGAAGAUAAAUCUAUAAACAUGUUGUAAUUUAUAGAAACCUAGAGAGGAACACGUUUUAAGGAGAUGACACAAGAAUGCACACACAUUAGUCCUAGACACCGUGCAUUAGACAUUUGAUUAGCUGGUUUGUUAGAAGAAUUAGUGAAUACCUGGCAAGAAUGGGAUAAUUAUGUCAGAUCCCCAAGGCAUGGCAGAGGACCCACCCUCAGCAAAUAAAUUCAAAGAAAGAACCUGUCCACACACACUGGUGUGUUUUGAAAUGCUACCCCUCCUCUCUGCCACUUACUUUUGACUGGCGUCGUUUAUCAACAGAGGUUUUCGUGCAUUCAAAACAGAACCUAGACAUGCUUGAUGUAUAAAGUAUAUCACAUCCAAUUGAGUAGAUAUUAAGAGCAGUUCUUAAAUUGCUGUAUUUGAUUGGCUUGAUUAACCGAUAAUUAGAAGAAUAUUCACUGAUUAAUUUAGGGAAAACUUAAUAGAAGGCAGUAUGUUCUAGAGGUAAGAAAGCUGAAUAUUCUAAGACCUAUCAAGGAAGGGAGCUUAAUAUUCUAAGAUAUAUCGAAAAAUUUAAUAUGUGAGCUAUUUACUGCUUAUUUUAAUGACCAAAGUAUGUUUACUAUAUUUAAACAGCUGCUAAGGCCAUUUAUUUUUUCAGUACUUGACUAAUAUCAUCAUUUCCCUUCACGUUGGAAGAAAAAUCCAAAUAAUAUUUUAAGAACUUAAUGAGUGGUAAUUUUUUUUGCACAAAAGAUAGGAACUUCAAUAAAUUCUAACAUUCUCUAACUUGUAAAUACUUGAGCUAUAAUUUAUAUGAACUUAUGUUGUGUUUAGUCCCAGAAACAUGUCUAAUUGAUUCUGUUUCUAAAGAUGGGUUCAACUAAGGCUUCCAAACCAUGGAGUUUUUGUGUGUGUGUGUGUGUGUGUUUUUUCUUUAACACUUUCUAGUUAUGCCACUAAGAAACCAUAUACUCACAAUCAUAAACUAGUUUAUUGGAACUAUAUGUAUAACAAGACUCCUCUAUUCAUAAAUAAAUAAAAAUCUGAAAGCAACUUGGCUAUUGUUGGGAGAAUUUGUAACAGCCCUCUACUUUAGGUUUUGGGUGACUGUGCUAGGAUUUUGUGUAGAGCCCAGAAGGCAGAAGAUGGGGAAUGUGGGACAAGAUGAAUAUUGACGCGCAGUCUCACAAUUGCAGCCACUAAACUUCCACCCUCCAGGGCUGGAUAAGGCUUGCCUCUGCUCUCCUAAUUUAACUUCAAGUCUUGUCCCUGACAUACACUCAGUCAAUUUUAUUCUUCUACGUACAUCGUCCCCUCUCAUUAAAUGGCAAGAACACCCCGUACUACCGAUAUGUACUGGGCUCUACAUCUGCCGCUCCUACCACUGGUAGGUAAAGUGUCCAUUCAACCCUGAUAGCACUAAAAAGAGGAUUCGUACAGGUUGCUUGAGAUAUUCCAAGGAGAUGGUGCAUGAGGUUAGCACAGUGAAGAUAUUUUUUUUUAAGAGAGCUAUCAUGAAUUAGUCUCAAUAUAUGCUACACAUGAACCACAGGAUUUAUUGUAUGUCAGUACAAUCCUCACAAGAACUCUGUGUGGUACUUAUUUUACAGAUACAUUUGAAACCCUUAUUAUCUCUAUAGGAAAUGUGCUUUGGUGAAUGAAUUGUGAGCAGAUUUACAAUUCAUCCGUCAGUUCACUUAUUCACCAUACUUUUGGGGUAUUUUGAGGUAUUGAUUAGCAUGAAGGAAGUAGAACAAUUGGUUGACUAUGACCUUUCCCUGUGAGGACUUGGCAGUCUCUCUAGAGAUGGCAAAACGAGUAGGAAUUGGUCAAGAAGACCGAGGAGGGGGACGGCAGCGAGUGAUUACCGCUGGACCAAUGGUGCCGGGAAGCGUUACAUGUUCUGUAAUAGACAUGGUUUAUGUAUUUAUUUCUGAAGUGGUGGUUAUGAGAUAAGGGAGAACUUUACCAGGUUAGAGGGAGUUUUUGGUAAAUUUGGGUAGAGAUCAUAUAUUAUUUCCUUAAUUAGGUUUUGGCCCUAUAGUUGUCAGCAUGUCCUAUCAAUUUCCAAAGAAAGAAAUGCAAAUAGAACAAAAUCACUGACACUUGCUGUCUCCCCAUGCCCACUCACAACUACCCCAGCACAUUUCUAACAAAGAAACUUGGUCUCUAAUUGAAUAUCAACGGGCCUGAAGAGCAUGUGGUCUGAGUGGUGGCCAUGCCGGUCAUUGCUGAUGAUGACGGGAAGAGGGAAACCGCUCCUUCACCCGGGCUCCAGCUGGCCAACAGCACCUCCUCUCCGUCC